AUGGUUGUAAUUUCUUACGUUUAUCUACUUUCUACCCCUCCUCUCUUUCGUUCACCUGCAUCGUCCCCAUUCUUUUUCAUUCCUCCUCCUCCUCCUCUCUUUCGUUUCCCAGCAUCGUCCCCAGUCUUUUUCAUUCCUCCUCCUCCUCUCUUUCGUUUCCUUGCAUCGUCCCCAUUCUUUUUCAUUCCUCCUCCUCCUCUCUUUCGUUUCCCAGCAUCGUCCCCAUUCUUUUUCAUUCUUCCGCCUCCUCCUCCUCCUCCUCCUCUCUUUCGUUUCCUUGCAUCGUCCCCAUUCUUUUUCAUUCCUCCUCCUCCUCUCUUUCGUUUCCCUGCAUCGUCCCCAUUCUUUUUCAUUCCUCCUCCUCCUCUCUUUCGUUUCCCAGCAUCGUCCCCAGUCUUUUUCUUUCCUUCUCCUCCUCCUCUCUUUAGUUUCCCUGCAUCGUCCCCAGUCUUUUUCAGUCCUCCUUCUCCUCCUUUCUUUCGUUUCCCUGCAUCGUCCCCAGUCUUUUUCAGUCCUCCUCCUCCUCCUUUCUUUCGUUUCCCUGCAUCGUCCCCAGUCUUUUUCAGUCCUCCUCCUCCUCCUUUCUUUCGUUUCCCUGCAUCGUCCCCAGUCUUUUUCAGUCCUCCUCCUCCUCCUUUCUUUCGUUUCCCUGCAUCGUCCCCAGUCUUUUUCGUUCCUCCUCCUCCUCCUCCUCCUCUCUUUCGUUUCCCUGCAUCGUCCACAUUCUUUUUUCUCAUAAUCUUUUUUUUUCCAUUUUGCAAUUUCCAAUUCCAUGUCAACCUACUUCUCACGCCUUCCCUUUUUUUCUCCUCCUCCUCUGCACGUUUUAUCUCCCUCUUGAUGUUGGUUUCAUUCUACUCAUAA
Acanthosepion pharaonis is the source of this 864-nucleotide messenger RNA. The record is from the annotation of a GenBank genome assembly. NCBI's taxonomy places the organism in Eukaryota, Metazoa, Mollusca, Cephalopoda, Sepiida, Sepiidae.